Molecule: messenger RNA, 2664 nt
Organism: Linum tenue
Lineage: Eukaryota; Viridiplantae; Streptophyta; Magnoliopsida; Malpighiales; Linaceae
Source: the annotation of a GenBank genome assembly
UCGAAUUCCCAAACGGAGGGUGGAGCUAGCAAACGAAAAUACGCUCUUUUCGCUGCUUCUCUUUCUCUGCCACCUGAGCGCCAGCACUGUAACUCGGGGAACGGUCGGCGUUUGUUUCAGUCCCAGAGGCCAGAACCACCGCCCGUAGGCUCGACUCCCACUUCCUUCCCUCCUGCCUCUCCAUUUUAUCUCCUAGACUCUGUCUCUGUCGGUGAACGGAGACGGCAAUGAGAUUGCUCUUGGCUCCGGCUCUCCUCUGUUCUCUUCUCCUCUGCUUUCCUGCCACUGAAUCAGCCAAUGGGGAGUCCAACUCCACGGUGGAGGUAAAUGCAACCAUGGAUUCCAACUCUACGCGACUCAGAUCCAGGGAGGACACCUUCGCCUUCAUGAUCGAUCGCGCGCUGGAGAAGGAGUUCAAUGAGACGGACCAGAGUGAAGCCACUGAUCCCGGAAGCUUCAAUAACAGCGUUGCUGGACAGCAGGCAGUUUUGGAGACUGUUGCCAGGGUCACAACCAAGAAGAAUGAAUCCAAGGAGGAGAAGUCUUUUCAGUUUCAUGAUGUUUUCCAUUUUGACAAUGAUAACCGGGGGGAAGAUGCUCCAAGAUUGAUUGAUCGAAAGGACAAUGUCUUUAUUAUAUCAAAUCGAAAGUCCAAAUAUCCCGUGCUACAACUAGACUUAACUUUGAUAUCAGAUCUAGUGGUUGUCAUUGUAUCUGCUGCUUGUGGCGGAAUAGCAUUUGCUUGUGCUGGACAACCGGUAUUUACUGGAUACCUGCUAGCAGGAUCUGUAAUUGGGCCAGGGGGCUUCAGCUUUGUCAGUGAAAUGGUACAGGUGGAGACAGUGGCACAAUUUGGUGUUAUUUUCCUCCUGUUUGCAUUGGGCCUGGAGUUCUCCAUUGCAAAGCUCCGCGUUGUCCGAGCAGUUGCUGUUGUUGGAGGUCUUCUCCAGAUUUCGCUCUUUAUGUGCCUUUGUGGAUUGAUAGCCUCGUUAUGUGGAGGUAAGCCUUCAGAAGGAGUAUUUGUUGGUGCAUUUCUCUCAAUGUCUUCAACUGCAGUGGUUCUGAAAUUUCUGAUGGAAAGAAAUAGCAUAAAUACCCUGUAUGGUCAGGUCACUGUCGGUAUCCUCAUUCUGCAGGAUUGUGCUGUUGGUCUUCUGUUUGCUUUACUUCCUGUCCUUGGUGGUACAUCCGGUGUUCUUCAGGGAGUGAUAUCCAUGACUAAAUUGUUGGUGCUGCUACUUGCAUUUUUGGCUGCUUUAACGAUUCUAUCUCGUACCUGUGUGCCAUGGUUCUUAAAGCUUAUGAUCAGCUUAUCAUCGCAGACUAAUGAACUCUAUCAGUUGGCAUCAGUGGCUUUCUGCCUGCUUGUCGCCUGGUGUAGUGACAAGUUGGGCCUGAGCCUUGAACUGGGAUCCUUUGCUGCUGGUGUGAUGAUAUCCACGACUGAUCUUGCUCAACAUACACUCGAGCAAGUGGAACCAAUUCGCAACUUAUUUGCAGCUCUCUUUUUGGCAAGCAUUGGGAUGUUAAUUCAUGUCCAAUUCUUGUGGAAUCACGUCGAUAUAUUACUUGCUUCGGUACUGUUAGUCAUUGUUGUGAAAACUAUCAUUACUGCAUCUGUAGUCAAAGGAUUCAGAUACAACAACAAAACAGCACUCCUUGUAAGAUCUCGGAUUGCUUCUAAAGCACUUUGUAUCUCCAUAUUGGUUAUCUCAUCUGUUCCAUUGACAGAAGGUCCUCAGGGUAAAUUGUAUCUACUGCUUCUUGGAACGACAGCCCUCAGUCUGGUGACAACGCCAUUUCUUUUCAAGCUAAUUCCAGCAGUGGUACAUCUAGGGGUGCUGUUGCGGUGGUUCCUACCAGAUAGCUCUCACGAGAUUGGGUAUAAAGGAGAUAGCUUUCUGGCAGACAGUGCUAAGCGCAUAACUUUGAUGGUCCACGGCAAUCACCAUUCAUGAUUGAUGAUUGACGAUGAUGAUGUUAUAAUUAAGAUUGCGCAUUUGCUAGCAAAGCCAAAAAUUUACCUACCUGAUGGGCUUGUUAUACUCUCUGGGGGGCAGGUGCUUAAAGAAGGCAAAGGAGGUUGAGUUUCACUAAGGCCAACUGCUCUAUUAUGCCCCCCAAACUGCAAUUGUAUAAAGAAAAGUGCUCCCUUCCCCCUUCUUGUCGAUGUAGCUUGCACAAUCAAUCCCCCUUACCAGCAGCAGAAUGUUGGUUGGAGCCGACGAAAUCGACCGGGUUGCGAUGUAUGUGGCUUAUGGACCAACGAGACUACACUCCCACGCCUCUCACCCUUACUUUGUAACAUAUGAGCUGUAGAGUGAUGAUAAUCUUUGAUUCUUUUUGGAUCUGUGUUUUCUUUUCCUCCCCACCACCCUAUUGUCAUCUUUCCUUUUGGUCCAUUUUUUGUUCAUCUCAAGUUUUAGGGUUUAGGAACAAAUCCACUUUUUUUUGAAAUCCAGGUCUGGAAGUUGUAUUGUUCACCAAGGAAUUACAAAUUAGGGAAUCAUUUUCUAGUUUGGAAUUAUGAUUUGUCUUGUGUGUAUCUUAAAACUGAAAUGGAACUACAGUUAACUCUGACCACCUUGUGGUCAUCCAAGUUGGGACCUCCAGCUGACUAUUAGUGUCUUUGCUGUCUGGCAGAAGCACUAAUUCUCUAUGUGA